This is a messenger RNA of Poecilia reticulata (guppy), 3144 nucleotides long. NCBI's taxonomy places the organism in Eukaryota, Metazoa, Chordata, Actinopteri, Cyprinodontiformes, Poeciliidae. The record is from RefSeq and is a predicted model, not a curated record.
AUGGCUUCCUCCCAUUUAUCUGGGAGAGUAAAAGAGUGGAGGUACCGCACUACAAUAGAUAGCCUACCCCUCUCUUUUACCAAGAGGAGCUGCAAUCAGAAAAAAGAGGAAAGCUUUAGACUAGAGAAAGAGACAGUGGAAGAUGGUUGGACGUGUCGGGACGACUGUAAAUACCAGUGCAUGUGGACCACWGUUGGUCUUUACCAGGCAGAGGGAUACAGAGUCCCACAGUUCCACGGAAAGUGGCCGUUUGUGCGCAUCUUGUGCUUUGAGGAACCUGCAUCUGCGCUGGCGUCUCUGCUGAACGGCUUGGCCUGCCUGCUGAUGAUGCUGCGCUACCGGAGCACGGUGCCACGCCAGAGCCCCAUGUACCACACCAUCAACGCCUUCUCUCUGGUGUCACUGAAUGCUUGGUUCUGGUCUACAGUGUUUCACACCCGGGACACAUUUCUCACUGAGAAAAUGGACUAUUUCUGUGCAACAGCAGUGAUUCUUUACUCCAUCUACCUGUGCUGCGUCAGGACUUUGGGUCUGAGGCGGCCAGGCGUGUCCAGCAUGGUGGGCGCUCUGCUCAUCCUGGUCUUCACCUCCCACGUCUCCUACCUGACGUUUAUCAGAUUUGACUACGGAUACAACAUGGCCGCCAACGUGUCCAUCGGCAUGGUGAACAUGCUGUGGUGGUUCUGUUGGUGCUGGCAGAACCGGCGGACUCUCCCAUACUGGUGGAAGUGCGGCCUGGUGGUUCUGCUGCUUCACGGCCUGGCCCUGCUGGAGCUGCUGGACUUCCCGCCGCUGCUCUGGAUCCUGGACGCCCACGCUGUGUGGCACCUCAGCACCAUCCCAGUGCACUUCCUUUUCUACAGUUUCCUGAUAGAUGACAGCCUCUAUUUACUGAACACAGAGAAGCUGGGGGUUAAAGUUGAGUAGGAGGAGCGGAGCGCCUCUUCAUCGCUCACAGAAGCCGCUCCGCCUCCCAGAUGACGCCCACCACACCUCUGACUCRCAUCAAAGUACACUUUGUUUACAUUUUCUUUAUUUGACAUCCAUAUUUGUUUUACUUUGCCUUGCACUGCCAUGGGUGCUACAGUCUUAUCACAACUGCACAUUUUGAGACGCAUUCAGGGGGGAAAUACUUGAAAAGUGAAAGAAAUGCCUGAAACGAAUGAAUGAAACGAAUCCCUUCACCUCUGAGAGAGAAAACUGCAGCACCAAAAAUGGCGNYUGGUUGGUUUUAUCAGCGCUGUGCCUGAAAUGGGCCACUGGACUCAGAGCGGUUCCCUCAUAUGGAGCUGCUGAUUGUUCUGGAAAGGCGGGGAAGGCCGUUCCAGCUGACUGCUUUUUUUUUUUUUCUCACUGUCACACCUUUACUUUUGUGCCUCUCUUGUUUCCAUAGCUGCUUUUGUUUGCUCUUGUUUCUGUUUUUUUUAUCAUCUGCCUUGUUUAAUUUUGACCAGUGUUUCGCUCAGUUUUGCCYUUAUUUUGAUCUUUUUUAUUAUUUUUUGGUGGGAUAUAUUGUCAUUCACCUGGACUGCCUUUUAGAGUGAGGAAAGGUUGAUGUGGGAGAACAAAAAGGGAAGAAAGUUGCUGUGAAUUUGACCAAAUUCUGUGGUUUAGAUKGUGUGAGUGAAGCCGAGUGCUCCAGUGUUUAUUUUCUGAUUUAUUAUUUCAUGUUUUUCUUUUAAUUUAUUGCUUCCACACUGCAAAAACACAAAAUCUUAUCAAGCAUUUCUAGUGCAAAUAUCUUAAUGUAUAUCAAAUAACAAAACURUAAGCUAGUUUUAAAUGGCUUUUCAGCCAGAUAUAGGAGCUUAUUUUGAGUAAAUAAGUCUGUAAUAUUAUUAAAAACAAACGCUAGUUCCACUGUCAGAUUUUUCACUAAUAAGAUAUUUUUUCUUGAUAGAAGUGAAAUAAUUUACCAAUGGAACUCAUUUUUUUCAUCAAUAUUAAGGGAUUUCUGACUCAAAAUAAGCUCCUAAAUCUUGCAAGAGCCAAUUAUGAGUGCGUUUUGUCUUAUUUCAAGUUUGCUAAACACCAGAUGCCAGACCAGGGGUGUCCAAACUGUGGCCCGGGGGCCAUUUCUGGUCCUUGGAUUGAUUUUUUUUGUGGCACAAAUUUGGACCAUCCCACACUUUUUGUAAUUUUUUUAGGCUCUUUUCCACUGCAAGUUUAUAUCUUCUUAAACAGAAAAUGGUAAGCACAACACAAACAWUUUUUUUGAGUUAUUCUUUUUUAAUUAUUAUUUUGUUAUUGGUUGUACCACAAACUUCCUGUGUGUUUUUCCUCUAAUACAGACUUUAUGUCCAUUACAUUUAGCUAAAUACAGCAAAGUUUGUAAAAGAAAAUAAUUAUUUUUGUUGCUGGGAAUUAAAUGAAAACAUUUUAUAGGUUUAKAAAAUAGAAAAAGUUAAAUAACUGUAAACGGUAAGGCAAAUGUAAUGCAUUACAUCAGGCAAAUAGGAAAAAUUCASAAUAAUAUUUUUGCAUUUUUAAUUGGAGCUUUUCCAAGCUCUCUGUGUAAAACGUUUGGACUCCACUGUAACAGACCAGAAAUACUUGGUAACAUUUUGAGUUUUUGCAGUGCAUGUUUCCUUCCUACAUUCAUGUUUGCCUCACACUUCUCCAUCAGCAUGCUUCUUGCAUCUUUACCUUUUAUUUUUUCCCAUUUGAAAUGAAAAGUGAACUCACCCCCUCCCACAUGUGCACUUUAAGAGCCGAGCCGUUUAAACGCCUUUUUGUGAGAACAGACACAGAGAGGAGUGCAGGUGUGUUUACAUGCUGCCUUUUCUGGACAUUUUGUUGUUUUUGCCAUUUAAAGCCUGUUUGUGUGUAAGAGAGCGAUCAGCUGAACUGUGGGAGCCAAAGAAAACCUCAGAGGAGCUGCUGAUCAAAAACUGCUUCAAAGGUUAAAAAGAAAAUAUUAGAUCCUUUGGAUGGCUGGAAGUGCCUCAGCACAAUAAAUAAAUAUGUGAUAACUGAAAUAAAACUGAAAAGAAACGUCUUUAAAAUUAAAGUAAUUGUAUUGAAUAUUCACAAUCUUAUUUUUUUUUUCUGUUUUUAAUUAUUUUGUUUUUGUUGAUCAGUGAAUCAUUAAAUGAAUUAAACCGCAUUUCUGUUGACAAUCUAAUUGUGGAAUUUGAUGUUUCA